AAGCCCCGGUGAAGUGAGCAGGGCGUCUUCUGUAAGGAUUUCCAAUGCGGGUGUUCUAACAAAGCUGAUGGGAAAGGUGAAAAGAAGUCUUUCUUCAGAAUACCAGCUGUGAUUGAGACACAAGGGGAGCAAACCAAGGAGCUUUCUGCCAGGAGACAGAGAGAGUAUCUAGCUGCUUUAUGCAGAGCGGAUCUGAAUACUUCAAGUCUACAGCAGUACAGAAUAUGUUCAGACCAUUUUGUUACUGAUAUUUUAGGUGACUUGUAAAGAGAGAAAAAAAUCAAUGAAAAAAUGCCAUCACCUCAAGGAUUACAGCCGGUCCUGAAGAUGAAGGUGGACGAGCUCUUCCUGAAUUGGUUGAGUGAACCAAACAUCCAGGUGAUGCUAAAAGACUACCUCAGGAAGAUCAAGAAUGGAGAUGCGCUUGAGUUUGGAAAGGGCAGCGGUAAUUGUACUGAAAACAACAACAUUACCUCAAACUGUAAUGUGACUGAGAGGAAUUCUGCAUCUCUCAGCACUUCCUGUAGCCCCCCCUCUGCUACACUGCCAUCCAGAAGUGGCAGCAAUAACCGAGCAGGACCAAACAGCAGGGCGCUGAGACGCUCCGUCAGCAUUAAAAAGGCUCAGCUUAAGAAAGAGGAGGCCGUUUCACCAGCGUUAAGCGAAAGCAUUCCGAAGUUCUAUUUCCCUCGAGGGCGGCCCAAAGCCAAUAUCAACAUUGACAAUCUCGUAUCCAAGAUAGAGAAAAUAUUUUCUCAGUUUCCCAGUGAAAGGGUGACUAUUGAGGAUAUGGGAAAGGUUGCCAAGGCCUGUGAAUGCCCACUCUAUUGGAAGGCUCCAUUGUUCUUUGCUUCUGGGGGAGACAGGAGGGGAUAUGUGUCUGUUCACAAAUUUGUGGCAAUGUGGAGAAAAGUGCUGCAGACCUGUCAUGAUGAUGCAUCCAAAUUUCUCCACCUUCUGGCCAAGCCUGGCUGCCCUUAUUUGGAGCAAGAGGACUUUAUUCCAUUCCUGCAGGAUGUGGUGGAUUCACAUGCAGGCCUCGCUUUUCUGAAAGAGGCCUCAGAUUUUCACUCACGCUACAUUACCACAGUAAUUCAAAGGAUAUUUUAUAACGUCAACCGAUCAUGGACGGGAAAAAUAACAUGUUCAGAGCUACGGAGAAGCAGUUUUCUUCAGAAUGUGGCUUUACUGGAAGAGGAGGAGGAUGUGAACCAGCUGACUGAGUACUUUUCCUAUGAGCAUUUCUAUGUCAUCUACUGUAAAUUCUGGGAGCUGGACACUGACCACGAUCUGUACAUAGACCAGAGGGAUAUGGCACGGCACAAUGACCAAGCCAUCUCCCACAGAAUGAUUGAAAGAAUAUUCUCAGGAACUGUAACCAGGGACCGGAAGGUUCAUAAAGAAGGCCGGUUGAGUUAUGCUGACUUUGUGUGGUUUCUCAUCUCAGAGGAAGACAAGAAGACUGAAACCAGCAUAGAGUACUGGUUCCGGUGUAUGGACCUGGAUGGCGAUGGAGUUCUGUCCAUGUACGAGCUGCAGUACUUCUAUCAGGAGCAGUGUCAGAAGCUGGAGACCAUGGCCAUUGAACCGCUGCCAUUCGAGGACUGUCUCUGCCAAAUGCUGGAUCUGGUCAGGCCUGAGAUGCCAGGAAAGAUCACGCUCCGGGACUUGAAGAGAUGCAAGCUUGCUCAUGUGUUCUUUGACACUUUCUUCAAUAUUGAGAAAUAUCUGGAUCAUGAGCAGAGGGAUCCAUUCAUGGUGGCAAAGGAUGCUGAGAGUUUGGGACAGGAGAUUUCAGACUGGGAAAGAUAUGCUGCAGAGGAGUAUGAUAUUUUGGUGGCUGAGGAAGCUGCCAAUGAGUACAAUGAUGGCUACGAGAACCCCCUGGUGCCAAUUGACUGCAUCUCCAGUGAGUUUGAUCUAUGCAGUGAGAAGAGGCACUUGUUUGAGUUUGCUAACCCUCACUGUAACCUGGACCUGGAGGAGUACGAAUACGCAGACGAUUUUGAAUGACAGCCAGUUGCAGCAAUAUAAACAUUAAAAACUAUUCACAGACACACAACACCCAGCAGAGCACAGCGAAACAGGCCAUGUGCAACUAACACCAUGCCUGUAGCCAUUCCCUAUAAAACACAUCGAUGCAGCUACAUGCAUGAGCUUACAAGUUCAUGUCUGUACUCUGACUGGCCAAAGAGUGUGUCCCAGGUUCUAGUUUAGAAGCAAUACACCAAUAUCCUGGUGAAACACAUGAAGGGGAAGGCUUGUGCUCGCCCAGCACACCAGUAGUGUAGGAUCAGCUGUACAGAGCCUGGCAGCUCCUACUGAGCUCGGUGCCUGAUCAGCACUAGGCCUGUCAGGCUUGUCUGUCUGUACAGGAACCAAACGGCAGGUUACUGAAGAACACUUGAAAUGCUCCGUGUGCUCCAAGUGUAGAAUAUUCAACACACUUAAAUUGGCAAAUCUUACAUUCCACAAAUUAACUAAAGUCACUGCAGACUUGAGCUUGAUUUCAUGGAUGGUGUAUUUCUAAUAACGCUGUGUGUAGGUGUCUCUGAAAUGCCUCACACUCAGAGCCCCUUGCAGGGGAAAAACUGUCUUUACAAAUACUGUGCCUCCGGUCAGCAUCUACUUUGCUGUUUCACAGACAUGAACAUUUGUUUUAAAUUAUACAUUUAUUUAUAAAGAUUUCUACAUAUUUAUUUGCUGUGUUUUGUUCAAAGUGUUAGAUUCAUCCGAGUUCUAAAUAAAAUUUGUUUUUUUCUAUAAAAAGUACCUCGAACAAUGUACUUUAAGAAUGGAAAAAGUGAGCCAUUUUUGAGUUUAAUAAAGUAUUAUAACUUCA
Messenger RNA from Neoarius graeffei (lesser salmon catfish), 2842 nucleotides. It is a transcript of the gene ppp2r3b, whose product is annotated as protein phosphatase 2, regulatory subunit B'', beta. Gene Ontology annotation, molecular function: calcium ion binding; protein phosphatase regulator activity. Bases 292 to 2013 code for a protein of 573 amino acids. The record is from RefSeq and is a predicted model, not a curated record. NCBI's taxonomy places the organism in Eukaryota, Metazoa, Chordata, Actinopteri, Siluriformes, Ariidae. The transcript has 15 exons. Gene Ontology annotation, biological process: protein dephosphorylation. Gene Ontology annotation, cellular component: protein phosphatase type 2A complex.